UAAACAAAAAAAAAAAAACAAAAUAAAUACAUUUUUUAAAUAAUUUUGUUAUUUUUAUGAAAUAAAACAGAAAUAAUUACAAUAAGCAUGUCUCUCAGUAAAAUUUAUAGUAAAGUUUUUGGCGAACAAAUUCUCAAUGAAUCGUUAAAUAAUGAAAAUGAUAGAAAUUCAUUUACAAAUCAACCGGAUCCUCCACUUAUAGAACAAAUUCGCUUAGUAAGAUUAUGGCUAGAUCGAAAAUUACAAGUCACCGGAGAAAAUUGCGAAAACAUAAUUUCCCAACAUGAAUCGCAAAAUAGUUCCCGGCUAGGUCCGGAAAAAGUAAUGUUCGACACAUAUGAAAGUUCUACCAUACGAAUAUCCUGCGAUAGAUUAAGUAUACGCUCCCAUGGCAGUUUUAAUACAAUAAAAGCAAAUGUUUGUGUUUUUGAAGGAAAGUGGAUGUACGAAGUUCAAUUACAUAGUAAAGGUGUCAUGCAAAUUGGAUGGUGUUCCAACAAUUGCACUUUCAAUGAAAAUAGUGGUGUUGGAGAUACUGUACACAGUUAUGGCUAUGAUGGGAGUAAACAACAAAAGUGGCAUAUGUCUUCAAACAAAUAUGGUGAAAUUUGGCAAAUAGGGGACAUCAUAGGCGUGUGCUUGGACAUUAACAAAAGCAUUAUAGAAUAUUAUAGGAACGGCGUAUCAAUGGGAAUAGCUUUUAAAAAUAUAGAAAAAGGGCCAGGAAUUGUCUUUUUUCCUGCUGUAUCUUUGGGUUACAGAGAAGGUCUUAAGGCUAACUUUGGAAACUCUCCUCAUCGUUUUCCUGUAUCUGACUAUAAUACUUUACAAAUUAAACCUUUUAUAAAGUUAGAAAAAGCAGAGCUUUUACUCCGGUACACUAUUAACUUAGCUGGCAUUAUUUCACGUCCGAAAUAUAAAGAAAAGGAAAAGAAAACGCAGGAUGGCCGAUUUUCAACCAAAAAAAUUAUUCAUGUUCUUCUUAGCUCAUUAGUUAUUGAAUAUUUAGCAAAAAAUAUCUUAGACCCAUAUGUAAUUGAGGAAAUAUUUCUUCCAUAUAUAAUGCAUUUGUGUGUUGUAAGUUCUGACGUACAUAAAGGCAACGCUCUAUUAUCUGCCAGCUUAGAUAGCACACUCGGUACAUUUCUUAAUAUGCUUUGGAAUUAUCUUCAAUAUGAUGAAAUGAGUUUUGUCAUGAAACAGCUUUUGAAUAUUCUGUUAAGUAGGUUUAGUCAAACAGCGCAAGGACUUGAAAACGAGACACAAUGUAAAGUUAUUUUCGUUUUAAAUUCUCUUUGCGCUCAUCCUAUAACAAGAAAAUUUUAUUUGGAGAACAAACUUUUUAAGAAACAUUGUUUAGCAAUUUUGAUGUACUUAAGACCCCCUGAGUACUCAGCUAUGAUAAAAGUUCUGCCCGAUGAUAUAGUGUGGACCAAGGGAAUAGGUGGUUCAAAAGAAGAAUAUUCACUGGCUUCAAAUAGCUUAGCGAAAUCUGUUGACGCUCUAUAUACUUUGCAAAUAAAUUUUCUCCGAACUUUGCUUACAAAUACUGAUGGUGAUUCAUCAUUUCCUUCGAGUAGAAAAAUUUUUACAAAUAAAUUAAGAAGAUACGUAAUUGAUGCUAGCAUGGAACAAAAGCCGUUGCAGUCGCUUUUUUUGAUGCAAAGUAGUAUCCAUCAUCCCAUUGAAUCACCUGUGGCUCUAUCCUUUCUUUGCAUACUUCUUAAUGUUUUCCAACAAUUACUGAGAGAAGAGACAACUUGUCCAUCAUUAGCAAUUGAUCCAAAGUUAUUCUUCGACGGAACUUUGGAAUACCAACAUUUUGAUAGAGUAGGAGGUGUCUUGUCACAUCUAUAUAAAGUUCAUAGAAAUGAACUGGCAAAUGAAAUAGGAAACGAUAGAGUUACAGCUUUAAGCCACCAGGAAAGUAAUUUUAUAUAUAGUAGUGAUAUGGAUACAUCGAUACUCAUAACUCCAGCUAAUUUAAAUAGCAGCUCAAUACAUGGCCAGACUGCAAGGAAUACAACCGCUGGAGUAUCACAUAUACUAUACAAUAGUCAUCAAAUGGAAAAUCCCAAUCCAGGAAAUGCAGCUACAAUUCAAUCGCUAUAUGAACUUCUUGAUAUUGGAACUUUGUAUUAUUACUCUGUUGGUCAUAAAUAUAUUGUAAAGAUAUCUUCUGUUCGUGAUGAACUAGCUGCUUUGAAUGAUAAUCUGGUUAGAACCAAGAGAAGUAGAUGUGAUGUUGAAAAGUUAGUUAGCGAUUUAACAAAUAUGAGUAUAUCCAACUUUAACGCAAUAAGAAAUGAAAUGAUAUUUGAGCUUAGUGAGCAAUUUGGUCAGCGUGAAAAUGUUUUUACUAAACGGUCUCUUGAACUAGCUCGAAAACAAGCAUGGUACCGGUCUGUUGCUCUUGGUAAACAAAGGAGAAAACUUUUAAUAUGGCUGUUGAAUGCUACAUUGUACACAUUGAAAAAAUCAUCGGAAAUGGGAACAUUAUUUGCUUUUGUGCCUGAAGUAUACAUUAAUAUUUUACCAAUUCUCUUAGAUACUGUUUUAGAUUUCAGUUUUCAUGAUCUCAGCCUGCAAUUUGAUAUCAGUGAUGCAUCCGAGGAGAUUUCAUUAGCUGGAGCUUUUCUUAGUGAACAUUCUGCCGACCCUAGAAUAAUACUAGCUUCGUGUAAAGAUUCUCUUUUGCAAGCUUUGGGAACAUUGAUUUGCCACGAAGCAGGUAUUCGAGCAUUGGAAGCUUCUCCAAAGAGAUGCCAAGAAUCACUAAUACAAGCUUUACUUAGGCCAUAUGAAAACAGAGCCUGGGGCCAAAGUAAUUGGAUUUUACUUCGAUGUUGGUUAGGCGAUGGAUUUGCAUAUAAAGACUCUCGGCAACCUAGUAUUUGGCAAGGAUGCAAUGAUCAGUUAAUAAUGGGCUUAUGUAGAAGACGAGCAAAGAGUGAAACACAUACAGGACUUUUACAUCAUGUUGCCCCAGCAUAUCCGUCCAAAUAUUUCCAAGAAUUGAUUGGUCAGCGGUUAGUUGAAAACGAACCUUAUGCAACAGCAUUUUUAAAUUCAGUAUUAAGCCAGCUUAAUUGGGCAUUUUCUGAAUUCAUAUUGCUUCUACAAGAGAUUCAAAAUACAGCAAACCGACAAGAAAGUACCGUAUUUGAUUCGAAGCAAUUCAAAAUUUGUUCCAUGUGUUUUGAGCUAACAGUUUCACUUAUGCGUUGCUUAGAAAUGGUUAUAUCUGUUGCUCCAGACAUUGUACAAGAAUCAUCGCGAACAAAUAGUGAUUUAAUAUUAAAUAGAACUUGUCAGUUGAUAAGCCAAGUAAUGUCACGAGUAUGCGUAGCACCUGGAUGUUUUCAAUUCAUCGUUGAUAUGUGUUCACCAGACUUGAACUCUGUAACCCAUUUUGCUAUUAUUACGGCAGCAAUUGGAAUUUUGCUCGCCUUGAUGAAAAACGAAAUAAACGAAGAUCAAAAACCAACGAAGAUUACUCGUGUCGCACGCUCACUACUUACCGAACCAAGUUUUCAAAUAGCAAAUUUAGAAUUUGCUAUUGGCGAAUUCAUAACACCUAUUCCGCAAAAAAUUGAUAUUCCCAGGGGAAAUUUUAAUCCACAUGCCAGAGCUCAUAUUGAUCCACUUACAAAUGAUGUUCGAGUGCCAAUACCAUCAACAUCUAAUAAACGGAUGCGAUCAGAGCCAUCUGUAGUUAUGUUCUCAUUAUAUGACUAUCCUACCCACGUUACGGAGGAAGAAAUUAAAAAAUUCAGAAAGCUAAUUGAAAUACUCCGUAUUAAACAAUCGCUUUUGUCUGACAUAACUUUGCCGUCUGAAGAUUCACUGUGUCCCAUUUGUUGUGCCAAACCGGUUGCUGCAACCUUUAAUCCAUGCAAACACCAAUCAUGCAGUAAUUGCAUCCUGCAACAUCUCAUGAACAGCAAACUCUGUUUUUACUGCAAGACAUUAAUAAAAGAUAUCGAAAAUGGAGAUGGUAAAAUUAUAUAUGGACCUCUGGUUUACGAAUAAAUACAAUUUCUGACUGAGCAGUGACGCGUUUAUGCAUUAAAAUUUUUUAAUUAAAUUCAAUUAUAUAGGUGAUUAAAUUUUGUAAAUUUUUUUUUAAGAAAUUGAUUAUUUAUUGUAGAAAUUAUUUCUUUUAGAGAUAUUAUGAUUAAAUAAAUUAAAAAUAGAUUUAUCUAUUACGGAUUUUAACUACAAAUAUAUUUUAUAUUAAAAUGCUUAUUAAAA
Episyrphus balteatus (marmalade hoverfly) is the source of this 4254-nucleotide messenger RNA. RefSeq names its product E3 ubiquitin-protein ligase RNF123 (gene Kpc1). The record is from RefSeq and is a predicted model, not a curated record. The coding region runs from base 88 to 4032 and encodes 1314 amino acids. The transcript has 19 exons. NCBI's taxonomy places the organism in Eukaryota, Metazoa, Arthropoda, Insecta, Diptera, Syrphidae. Gene Ontology annotation, cellular component: cytoplasm. Gene Ontology annotation, molecular function: ubiquitin-protein transferase activity; protein binding.